GAAAGCUAACAAUUGAAAUAUUUGUUUAUUUUAUUCGGCGUGAUACGCGCUAUUGAGAUUGAAUAUUUCCAAUUCAAAUAAGAAAACUAAGUAAAAUAAUUGAAAUUAACAUCUAGUUGUUUAUUAAAAAUAUAUUUAUAUACAUUACAAAAUGGAUGAUGAAGCAGAAACAUAUAAAUUGUGGCGAAUUCGUAAAACAGUGAUGCAGUUGUGCCAUGAUAGAGGUUAUCUUGUAACACAGGAUGAAUUGGAUCAAACUUUAGAACAAUUUAAAGAACAAUUUGGUGACAAGCCAAGUGAAAAAAAGCCAGCACGUAGCGAUCUUAUUGUAUUAGUUGCACACAACGAUGAUCCUACAGAUCAACUUUUUGUAUUCUUUCCUGAUGAACCCAAAAUUGGCAUAAAAACUAUAAAAACUUAUUGUCAGCGUAUGCAGGAAGAAAAAAUUCAUAGAGCAAUCAUUGUUGUGCAGCAAGGUAUGACACCAUCUGCUAAACAAUCCUUAGUAGACAUGGCACCUAAAUAUAUUUUAGAACAAUUUUUGGAAUCUGAAUUGUUGAUAAAUAUCACAGAACAUGAACUGGUACCUGAACACAUAGUAUUAACUCCAGAUGAAAAAGAUGAAUUACUAACAAGAUAUAAACUUAAAGAAAAUCAAUUAAUGCGUAUACAAGCUGGUGAUCCAGUUGCUCGUUACUUUGGUUUGAAAAGAGGACAAGUAGUAAAAAUUAUAAGACCUUCCGAAACCGCAGGAAGAUAUAUUUCUUACAGACUCGUAUGUUGAUCAUUGAUACAAGCAACAAUUAAUGUUCAUUUCGUGUUACUUCAAUCCAUUAUUAUUGAUGAAAUUUUAAUUUUGAUCUAUAAUAAUAUUCUUGUAAAUACAAAUAAUUUUUAAAUACAUUAUUAUUAUAAAAU
Messenger RNA from Polistes canadensis, 918 nucleotides. It is a transcript of the gene Rpb5, whose product is annotated as DNA-directed RNA polymerases I, II, and III subunit RPABC1. Gene Ontology annotation, biological process: DNA-templated transcription. Gene Ontology annotation, molecular function: DNA-directed RNA polymerase activity; DNA binding. The transcript has 2 exons. Gene Ontology annotation, cellular component: RNA polymerase III complex; RNA polymerase I complex; RNA polymerase II, core complex. The record is from RefSeq and is a predicted model, not a curated record. Lineage: Eukaryota; Metazoa; Arthropoda; Insecta; Hymenoptera; Vespidae. The coding region runs from base 152 to 784 and encodes 210 amino acids.